Molecule: messenger RNA, 1724 nt
Organism: Pristis pectinata (smalltooth sawfish)
Lineage: Eukaryota; Metazoa; Chordata; Chondrichthyes; Rhinopristiformes; Pristidae
Gene: dffa
Product: DNA fragmentation factor, alpha polypeptide
Exons: 9
Coding region: 9-1301 (430 amino acids)
Biological process (GO): regulation of apoptotic process; apoptotic process
Source: RefSeq, a predicted model, not a curated record
UCACGACGAUGGCGGCGGUGCCGACGGGCCGCUGCCCGGGGCUCGGGGUGUUGGUGGGCAGCUCUGGCAGGCAACGUCCGAGGAUGCAGCAGAGCUUCGCCUGUAAAAUUUGUGGCUUGAGCCGCCGGCAGACUUUCGGCGUAGUCGUCGGGUCUUUGCAGGAGCUGCUGGCCAAAGGAAUUAAUAAACUAGGGCUGGAUAAACGUGGUGCACAAUGGACCUGUACAGUUGUGCUGGAAGAAGAUGGGACAGCUGUUGAUGAUGAAGACUAUUUUGAGCAAUUGCCAAAAAACACAAAGUUCAUGAUCCUUGGUCCUGGUGAAAAAUGGAUUUCACGUAAUGUUGAAAUGAAGUUGGUCUUCGGUACAAGAACUAAUGCUGAUAUUGGUGAUUCGAGAGACUGUGUGGAUUACGCUGGGAGUUCCAGUAAUUGGAAAAUCCUUGCUAAUCGACUUCGACAGAACUUGGCCCAAAUUAUUACAAUGUCUGAGUCUGACUUGCAGACACUGAUAGAUGCGCCAUCUGCUGAGCUGGCAAAGGAAUUGGGGGUAACUUCAGAUAACGCUGAAGAAAUACAAGACUUCCUGCAACGUGCUCUUGAUACUAGUGAGGAUCGUCGUCAAGCAAUUGAGCUGUUAAAGCUAUAUCGGAAUGUGUGUGAAAAAGAUGGAAUGAAGUUGGGCUUGGAUACGAGAACUAAUUCUGAUAUCGGUGAUUCUGUAGACUGUGUGGAUUACACUAAGAGUUCCAGUAAUUGGAGAAUCCUUGCUAAUCAACUUGAACAAAACAUUGCCCAAAUUAUCACAAUGUCUGAGUCUGACUUAAGGGCACUGAUAAAUGUGCCAUCUAAUGCGCUGGCAAAGGAACUGGGGGUAACUUCAAAAAAUGCUGAAGAAAUACAUGAUGCCCUACAACGUGCUCUUGAUACCAGGGAGGAGCGUCGUCAAGCAAUAGAACUACUAAAGCUAUAUCGGAAUGUGUGUGAAGAAGAUGAUUCAACGCUUGCACAAAAAACUGAAGUUGAUAGUUUUGAUGCAGUGACCAGUCAAACUACCCAGCUGAGUCAACACAUAAUUGAAGUCCUGAGGAAGAAAUCUUGUCCAGAGCUUUCCUUAUCAACCAGGGAACUACAGGAGGUUUUCAAAGAAAAGCAAAGGAAUCUAACAUCGGCUUUACAAUGUUCCACUGCGAAAGUUAAGAAGUUGCAACAAGACUGUAAGAAGGAAUUUGAGAAGCGCUCGACCACCGUGGACUCUCUUGAACAACUGAAUAAAUAUUCUUCAAGGAAAAGAAAGCUGUGAAGCCUGGUGCAGCAAGCAACCAAAACAAGGAACCAUACCCAGCAGAAGUCAUUGUCAUCCUGAAGAUGGAACAAUCAUUGAUGGAAGCUGCCUGCAAAAUUUCUUAAGCAGUAGACUUUCAAACCUUUCCCACUUAUCGGUUGUAAAUUUAAUUAUGUUAAAAUGUCAAAACACUGUGAAAGAACCCUUCCUAACUUUAAAUUUAAUGCAUUAGCCAGCAAUACUUGCACUCUUAUAAUUACAGUUAGUACUUCACAUUGUGAAGGUGCAUUAAUAUUUCUAAAGAGAUUAACAUUUUCAGAAUUGCAUUUUACUUUUUAUUUUUACUAGUUCUAUUCUUUUUUUAAAAAAGCUGUUAAAAUUCUUAUUUUACUGUUUAUUAAUUAGAUUUAAUUCAAAGUAAUUAAAUGUAGUUAAUGUGGA